GAGCUUUUGCGCCACAUUGUAAACACCCUGUAUUUUUGUAGAGGAGCAACAGAUUUCAAAAAAAUUGAAAUUUGAUCUUUUUUUCCUAAAAAAAUGCACCGCUUGUUUAUUAUUUCCCCGCGUUUCGUCUGAAAACACUUUUCUUUAAUUUCACCCAUUCAUUAAAACUUUCUAACGAGCCAAUUUGUGUAAUUUCCUCGGGCCGGAAAUUCCGCACAAGUUCAAGUUUAUGUAAGAAGUGUAACCGACCCAUUGACCUAGAAAAUCUGCACUGAGAAGAAGAUGCUCGAAACUGUUAGUCGUGCACGUGCUCCCCGACAAAACUCCUCACAAAAAUGAGGAAACUUUGCUUUCUUCUCCUCGAAUUCAUAACGGCAACGCCAAUGUUGCCGAACUUUGACAUUUGGAACGACAACAACAAUCGAGUCGCUCACCCCGAAAUGAACAUCUCACGACUACCCAAAGUUUUGAAUUUUUUCCCGGUGCCUGUGGAAGAGGAGUGCCUCUCGAACGACCAACGCCGGAAAGGCAUUUGCAUGAACGCGUACGAGUGCAAAAUCGAAGGCGGGACUUCCCACGGGCCUUGCGCACUCGGCUUCGGCGUGUGCUGCGUCUUCACUGCAACUUGCAACGAAGAAAUCCACAACAACAUCACAUAUUUCGUGAACCCCCAUUUCCCCGAUUUAUCCAAAGACAUGGAGUCUUGCUCCCUCACUGUCAAAAAAAUCGACCCCGAAAUAUCGCAGUUUCGGCUCGAUUUCAUCCACUUCAACUUGGGUCAACCGAACCGAAAAACCGGCGUUUGCGAAGACGAUAUUUUUGUCUUAAACGGUGGACGUAGGCAAUUGAAACUGUGUGGUUUAAACAGCGGCCAACACGCCUACUUCGACGUCGAGAACAUGGACUCGGUGGCCACCAUUGAAAUGAAACUGAGCAAAAAAGCAGUGACGCGUUUAUGGGAAGUCCGGGUUACACAAAUCCCCUUUACCCAACGGGCCCCAGUUGGCUGUUUGCAGUACCAUACGGGAACCACCGGAACCCUCAAAACGAUGAAUUUUGCCGAAAACGGCCGACAUUUGGCCGAUCAAGACUACAAUAUUUGCAUCAGACAGGAGCAAGAUAUGUGCAGUAUAGUCUACGAGCCGUGUCACGAAAACGCGUUCCGAAUAUCGCCGAAUAAUGACGAUAAUGUGACCGAGGACGUGGGUUCGGGGGAAACACCCGAACCAAGAGCCGACGAGUGCUCGGAUAAAGUCGUCUUGCCGUGCGAUUCCGAGGAUUUGUUAAUGCCGCAAGAUGUCGGGCCCGGUUUUUGUACGUUGGUCCACUGCGGGGAAUCCCUGUGUCCGGCCGGGGAAACCCCUUGUCGCAUCGAAAGCAGCAUCACGCCGUUCAUGAUCGGGGUCCACUUCGGGCCCAACGCCAGGGAAGCCCCGGCCGAUGACAAUCUAGGAAUGUGUCUCAAUUACGAGCAAAUGCCAUGUAACGUGUGAUUUUAAUAAUUUAUUUAUUGUCAAAAAAACUAGUCAAAUAUAAAAAUUAGGAAUG
This is a messenger RNA of Tribolium castaneum (red flour beetle), 1548 nucleotides long. RefSeq lists its product as uncharacterized. The transcript is spliced from 5 exons. NCBI's taxonomy places the organism in Eukaryota, Metazoa, Arthropoda, Insecta, Coleoptera, Tenebrionidae. The record is from RefSeq and is a predicted model, not a curated record. Bases 336 to 1493 code for a protein of 385 amino acids.